Messenger RNA from Rhineura floridana, 2145 nucleotides. It is a transcript of the gene FGFR1OP2, whose product is annotated as FGFR1 oncogene partner 2. Lineage: Eukaryota; Metazoa; Chordata; Lepidosauria; Squamata; Rhineuridae. The record is from RefSeq and is a predicted model, not a curated record. The transcript has 6 exons. Bases 330 to 872 code for a protein of 180 amino acids. Gene Ontology annotation, biological process: response to wounding.
GCAAGCUGAGGUAAUGUUCGGGUGUUUGAAACUCGUCUCGCGAUGUUCAAAGAGCAAGCAACAUACGGAAGACGGAAAACUCGAAGUCUCGCGAUAACACAUUGUGCGACACAUAUCUUUUUGCCGGCUGAUAGUGCGGUUUGUGCGCUCGUGACGGUCUUAUUCUUACCUACCUCACAGUCCCCUCAUGGGGUCGCUCGGCCGGCUGGCGUCUCCAUCUCCUUUCCCUCGAGCCGUCGCCAUUUAAGAAAGCGACGUAGCAGACGGAAGGCGAAGCGGGGUAACGGGGGUCUCUCCACAUCCCCCCCCAUUUCUGGGCGCUGACUGAAAUGAGUUGCACAAUUGAGAAGGCCCUAGCUGAUGCAAAAGCACUAGUGGAGCAGCUGAGAGAACAUGAUAACGCAGCAGAAGCUCUGAUUGAACAAACUACAGCUCUCAACAAACGAGUGGAAGCAAUGAAGCAGUACCAAGAAGAAAUUCAAGAACUUAAUGAAGUAGCACGACAUAGGCCCCGCUCUUCACUGGCAUUAGGUAUUCAGCAGGAAAACAGGCAGAUCAGGGAACUACAACAAGAAAAUAAAGAAUUACGCACUUCUCUUGAAGAACAUCAGUCUGCCUUGGAGCUAAUAAUGAGCAAAUACAGAGAGCAGAUGUUUAGAUUGCUCAUGGCCAGUAAAAAAGAUGACCCAGGUAUAAUAAUGAAGUUAAAGGAGCAGCAUACUAAGGAGCUACAAGAACAUGUGGACCAAAUCACAGAAAUGGCAGCAGUUAUGCGAAAGGCUAUUGAGAUGGAUGAACAGCAGGGUUGCAAAGAACAGGAACGUAUUUUUCAGCUUGAGACUCAAGAAAUCACAGGAAUCACAAGUAUGUGACAUACCUAAUGGAGUGAAGAAAAUCGUAGAUGUGACAAGGAAGCCCAGCACUAGCCCCACAAUCAACAUACAGAGGAUCACAAAGCCAAAUCGCCACCAGUAAGCUACCAAGAGGAGCCCUCCAAUAACUCCAGCUAUUGCUGCAAGACCAAGAUUGACUGGGAUAACCGGGGGGGGGGGAAGAGAGAGAGAGAGAGAGAGAAGGAGAAAAACAGGAAAAAUUGGGUUCAUUUCUCCAACAUUGUCCACUCUUGUGAAAUUGCACUUUAGUAUUUCAAUCUGGUGUUUAAAAAUUCCAUACCAAUACAUUCCCAGAAAGGUAGCCACAUUAGUCUGUUGCAGCAAACAAAGAUUGUUGCAGAACUUUGCAAAAACUAACACAUUAAUUAUUGGUACAAGGCAGCUUCUUAUGUUCCAAGUCAGACCAUUGGUUCAUCUAGCUCAGUACUGUCUACAAUGACUGGCAGCAGCUCUCUGGGGUGUCAGGCAGGAGUCUCUCUCAGCCCUACCGGGAGAUGCCAGGCUCUGAACCUGGGAUCUUCUGCAUACCACUGAGCUAUGUCCCUUCCCCAAAUUGUGGCAUAUGUUUUAUGGUCUAGCUCUUUAAGGUGCUGCAAGACUUUGUUCUGCUAAUCAAGAUGACUUUUGCUGCAAGUUGAACUCAUCCACCCUGGUUUUCUAAAAAUGAAACAAAAGGAUUGCUGAUUAACCAAUACUGGCUGGACCCCAUACUGUCCAAGUAACAUUCUGAAUAACCAGAACAGCGCAGGACCAAUUAUGGGGAAUCGGCACCUACAAUGCAUUGGAAAUUAUGAAUGAAUUGUGUUAGGGUAGCAGAUACACUACUCUGGCUAGAGAUUGACCAUUCUUUAUAAUGGUAGUGUCAAAAUCCUCUUUGAAAUCUUUUAUAUCCAAUUGAAAAUUUCAGGUGAAUCCCAUCAUUGUCUAGGAAAAUGCAUCUUCUUUUUUUUCCUGUACUAAUGAGAAAACUACAAGUAGUUAUGGAAUAAAUGAAAUGAAAAUGGACUGCCUUCAAGUUGAUCCCGACUUAUGGCUACCCUAUGAAUAGGGAUUUCAUGGUAAGCGGUAUUCAGAGGGGGUUUACCAUUGCCUCCCUUUGAGGCUAGUCCUCCCCACCUGGCUAGGGCCUGCUCAGCUUGCCACAGGAGCACAAGCCAGCCCCUUCCUUGUCCGCAACUGCCAGCUGGGGGGCAACUGGGCUCCUUGGAAUAAAUAGCUAGAACUAAAUGUUACACUCUGUACCAAUAAAGCA